AGGGGACGGUAAAACUUUAAAUUACGCUAUGACUGAGGAAUUAAGAGUGCUUUUUAUGUUCAUGAUUUGGUCACUGAAUCAUUGAUAAGCCUUAGCUGACGAUGAGUUCACAAAAAGGAAACGUUAAGAAGUCCGGCUCGCAGAAACACCAGAACGCUAAAGCGUUUAAGAAUGAUCUGCAUGAUAAGUCAAAGAAGAUGCAGAACAUGAAGAGUCUUAGUCUGGGCGGAAUCUGUCAACGCUGCAAGGAGAAAAUCGAGUGGAAGAUCAAGUACCGCAAAUACAAACCUCUCACCAUCCCGAGGAAGUGUGUCAGCUGUUUUGAGAAAAGCAUCAAACAAGCCUAUUAUACACUGUGUGUUCCCUGUGCUACAGCCAGAGGUGUCUGUGCCAAGUGUGCGGAAAAGAAAAAAAUUGUUUCUACCACUGAGCUCACAGCAUCAGAACAGGCAGCAAACGAUAGCGAGCUUAAGCAAGAACUUGAAAUGUUGCCUGAAAGAAAAAGAAGGACUUUCUUUCGUCUACAAGCCCAGGGUAAACUGUGUGACCUACAAAACGACACUGAUGAAAAGAGUUCUGAUGUGGAUGCUGCUCAUUCAGAUGUAGAUGAUAACGAUACUUUGGAUCAAGAAGAAAAUGGCUCACAUACUCCAGUUGUCAGGACCAACGCUAGCGACUCUAAGUCAGCCAGCCAGUCACAUGGGUGUGAUCUACAUCAGUCAAAUAAGCGUAAUGAUGAUAUAAAUAUGCAGGCAAAAAAUGUCAAAAUUAAUGAAAGGGGAGAUAAUUCUGUAUUAGAGACGUGAUAUAUUAAUAUAUACAUGUACUUGUGAAAUUAGCAUGUGUGAAACAGUUAUGAUUCUAGUUCCAGAGCUCGAACUUAACGACAGCACCGACAGCAAUUACCAUAGUUGCAGUAUGAAUUGUUGAUGGUCAAGGUCUUGCUUCACCGGUGGCAGUUUUUUGUUGAUGGAUAAAAAACUAUUGCCGUUUACUGCAUGAGGGACUAUUAUUUGGGUUUUUUAUCUGUUGCAAAUGUUACAGAUUUAAAACUGCUGUAGUUAGGCUUAAAAUUGCUGUCUGUUCAUUUUGCCUGUGGCAAAGACAUUUCAAAAUUGAUUUAGGUAAAAAAAUGUUUUGUUGUGAUGGUAAUAAGUUAUUUGUAAUUAGCAAUGGAGACCAGAACAAACACAUGACUGUUGUGAGGAGUCAAGGACUGGUUCCUGGCCGAUAUUUUCAAAGCAAUCUUGGCACUACGAAAUCUUAAAACCAUCGUAAAUUAAGACAUCACUAUAGCGUGUGCUGUAGUUAUGUCACAACCUACAAUGGUUUUACGAUUUCGUAGUGCUAAGAUGGCUUUGAAAAUACGGGCCUAGAUAAAUCUGUCACAAAAAAUAGAGCAGAUUGACGACAUACAGGUUAAGUAGUAACUGUAGCGUGGUGAUGAUACAAGUACCUGGUAAUGUUAACCGUUUAUGCUGGAAAUACAGGCAUAAUGGCCAUAAACAGAUAAACCAAUAUUAUGUUGUCAAUUCACAUCGCUAUUUUCCAUUGAUAGUUAUGUGACUCUUAUAUUUGAAUAAAACACUGUUAAUCAAA
Messenger RNA from Gigantopelta aegis, 1599 nucleotides. RefSeq lists its product as uncharacterized. The record is from RefSeq and is a predicted model, not a curated record. The coding region runs from base 102 to 806 and encodes 234 amino acids. Lineage: Eukaryota; Metazoa; Mollusca; Gastropoda; Neomphalida; Peltospiridae. The transcript has 5 exons.